Messenger RNA from Gilbertella persicaria, 1162 nucleotides. RefSeq lists its product as uncharacterized. NCBI's taxonomy places the organism in Eukaryota, Fungi, Mucoromycota, Mucoromycetes, Mucorales, Choanephoraceae. The record is from RefSeq and is a predicted model, not a curated record. The transcript has a single exon. Gene Ontology annotation, molecular function: alpha-(1->3)-fucosyltransferase activity. Gene Ontology annotation, cellular component: membrane. Bases 91 to 1155 code for a protein of 354 amino acids.
AAAAAAAAAAAAAAAAAAAAAAAAAAAAGGUGACACAAGCAUGGCGAAGCCAAAAUCAUUCUUUUUGUUAAAGUAUCUUUUCUAUUUGAAAUGUCACAAGAAAUAAUCUCUAUUAUUUACUGGACAACUUGGUUUGGUGAAAAGCAAUGGGAAGGUUACAACAUAGACAAUUGUGGCUUACCUUACACUUGCCAGUUUACUCAUGACAGAGAUCGGGCAACAAACACAUCUGUUUAUGUGUUUCACGCAUCUGACUUGACAAAGAAAGACAUGCCUCCAGCAAGGCAUGACCGUGCUUGGGUCUACCAUAACGCAGAAGCGCCUAAAAACGACCAGGCGGAUUUGAUCAACCAAAUGCAAUACAGUAUGACUUAUCGCUUAGACUCUGAUUUUCCUUGGGGAUAUCUCGAGCAGAAACAGCUGCUGCCGUCCAUGACAACGCCCAUAGUCGCUGCUAAACCAAAAAGAAGGGCUUCAGUAGCAUGGAUUGUCUCCAACUGCAAAGCGUCAAACUAUCGACAUCAUUUUGUUCGAAAACUAGCACAGUACAUCGAUAUUGAUAUUUAUGGCCAUUGCAUGAACAACCAGCCAUUUCCUGACGAUACAAGCACUGUGGAACUCAUGUCUCAGUAUCACUUUUAUCUGUCUAUUGAAAAUUCAAAUUGCAAAGAUUAUGUGACAGAAAAACUAAGCAAUGCGUAUCUUGCAGGUACUGUGCCCAUUGUGGAUGGUCCAAGCGAUUAUGGACCUUUUAUACCCAACACACACUCUGUCAUCAGAAUUGACGAAUUUCCUAAUCCUAAAGCACUGGCAGAUCAUUUGCAUAAGGUAUUGAAUAACAAAUCACUUUAUGAUCAUUACUUGGAUUAUCGCAAGACAGGACUAUCAGAAAGAUUCAAGGCUACUCUUCAAGCCUUUGAACAAGGACGAUGCAACCUAUGCCAAUUAGCACAUCAAAGACAUCAAGACAUGGCAAACAAUUAUUAUCCAGGCAAAAAGAUAUACCUUGAUAAUACAUGCAUUGCCCAUAAACAUUAUCGACCCUAUUAUUCUGCUACUUGGAGAGCUUUUGUGCCUCUAUUUCUGCUAACGUGCUUAUUAGUCCUGUAUUUUUUUAGAAAGAAACUGAUGAGGUUUAUCAAUAAAAAGAUAUAGUGCUUCA